AGGUUGUUACAAAAUAAAAAUUGCGAGUGAAAUGAAUCAAACAAUUGCCAAUUUUUCCAAAUUUGUUAUAAAAUUUCCAUUGCUAUGGGAAAAUUUUCCUCUUCAUUAACCGUAGACAUGGUAAUUUUAGUCUGGUGAUUCGCAGUCUGUUGUUUUGCUGUGCAGAAUGAUAAAUAGUGAAACGUCCACGAACGCUAACAUGGCUUCCGUUUUAAAUUUUGACGCUUUACCGGUGGAGAAAAUGAAAUUGGAUACUCCUCCUUUGGAAGAAAUCAUUAAAGCUUUGAAUUCUAGGCUAAAAAAGAAUUUCGCUGUUGUGUCUGCCGAAGUUGUGGAUUGUCCGGAUUUAACCCAAGAACCGUUCAAUUUAGCUGCGAAAGGUCUAAAUGGAAACGUUUCCAUACUGGAUAUCGGAGGUCCACCGUAUUUACUACCACUUGUGCAGCGUGAAAAAGUUUAUGACAUGAGAACUAUCCCUAAAGUAAUAGGAGAAAAAGAAGUAUUUCUAAUCGGUGCCGGUGCUGGUCCAUGGAGACGAUUCGGCACUAACUGUGAGAUGAUCGUGAAUCUAGUACUUAACGAAAAUGAAGUUAAAAUUCCAUCAUCGCGAAUUUCCAGAAUGGUCGAAGGCAGUGAUAAACCUAAGCUUGAGGUGUUACCAGAUACAGAAACCACUUGUAGUUUAUUAGCUAAUCUUCAUUGUUCUAGAGGAGAGCCAGGAAAGGUGAUAAAAGUUCACUGUAAAAAACGAACUGGCGAAUUGAAUUUUCCCGUUGCGAUUCGAGACGCUCUAUCUGAAGCGUUUCCAAAUCAAGUCAUUGGUGUUGGUGGCGUAUUCGUUAUCGUCAAUGGAAAAGCGAAACAGCACGUAAUGCCUGAUUUUUCUAAAACUCCUAUUCUUGAUGACGAUGGAGUAAACGAAUGGCUUAAAUUUUUUGAGAUGUCUGCUCCUUUAUCAGCUGUUGGAACAUUGGUUUCGCAAGAUCCCGAUUUAGAUUUGAGGGUGAUACAUUUUCAUAGUUUUGGUAAAUGCGAAGGUGGUCAUUAUCAUUAUGAUACUACUCCUGAAGAUGUCGAGUACUUGGCUUAUUUUUCGCUGGGAAGAACUCUAUACAGGCUGGACAGGCCUAAAAGUGAUAGCAAAGUUGGAUUCGAUUGUACGUGUGUACUUUUUCUUGUGAUCAUGGAUACAACAACAGCGAGGGUGGAAAAUUUAAACGUGGAAAAAAUCAAUCUAAAAGUGCCUUCUUUACAAGAUAUUUCUAAAGCACUUUCGGACGGAUUCGCCAAAAAUUUUGCGGUAGUUGAUAUUGAUGUUGUAGAAUGUCCUGAUUUAACAUUGCCACCUUAUAAUCUUGCCUCCAAAGGUAUGGGAGGUGAUCCUGCCGUAGUUCAAGUAGGAGAUCCGACUAAUUUCAUCAAUAUAAAUUACAAAUUGUAUGACUUCAGAGAUGUACCAAAAACCUUGGGUGUAAAUUCGUCGCAUAUGUUCGGUGCCGGUGGAAAUUGUUGGUCGUCGUGCGGAUAUUUCGGCGAGAUGUGUGCCAAUGUAAAUGUAAAAGACGACCAAGUGCAGAAUUUCACAAAAGAUGUUCUCACCGAAGAUAAAACUUUGUCUGGAAUUAAAGUAAAACCAGUCGAUGUCAAUGAAACUAGAUUCUCAGUUAUCGGGAACCUGUUUUCCAGUCGCGGAUUACCCGGCAAAGUCAUUCGAAUUUCAUGCAAACAACGAACCGGCAAAGAUGAUUUUCCUACGACUAUCGUGAACUCGUUGAAUUCCGUAUUCACCGAUCCUAUAGCAUUAGGGGUGGUAUUUUUAUUGAAAAAUGGUAAAGCUGAAGUUCACGUUGCUCCUGAAACACCAGAAAAACCUUUCAAAAACUCUGACGAUUUAAUGAAGUGGUUUCUAUUACCUAUUGUUUCACCACCCUAUGUUGCUGUGGGAACUGUUUUAACUCGUAAUCCUCCUGGCUGGGGUGUUCAAACUUAUCAUUUUCACGGAUGCAAUGAUAAAGAAGGGGGUCACUUUCAUUUCGACGUUACUCCUGAUCAAGUGGAAUAUGAAGCUUACGUAGCACCGGCAGAGAUUCUUUGUACUAUUGAUAAAGCUCAAAAACCGCUAUCGUUGUUUGAUUAUGAAUUAUAACAGUUUCAAUCGUAUUUUGACAUUUGAUCAACGUGUUUAUUUUUAAAAAAUAAAUAGCAGUUUUGAUAAAAA
Messenger RNA from Planococcus citri (citrus mealybug), 2218 nucleotides. RefSeq lists its product as uncharacterized. The record is from RefSeq and is a predicted model, not a curated record. Gene Ontology annotation, molecular function: hydrolase activity, acting on ester bonds; zinc ion binding. Gene Ontology annotation, cellular component: nucleus. The transcript is spliced from 15 exons. The coding region runs from base 167 to 2146 and encodes 659 amino acids. Lineage: Eukaryota; Metazoa; Arthropoda; Insecta; Hemiptera; Pseudococcidae.